Molecule: messenger RNA, 998 nt
Organism: Meleagris gallopavo (turkey)
Lineage: Eukaryota; Metazoa; Chordata; Aves; Galliformes; Phasianidae
Source: RefSeq, a predicted model, not a curated record
CAGCACCCCCAUGUCCCCGCAGUGACUCCCAAGGUACAGGUGUACUCCCGCUUCCCCGCCUCCGCGGGCACCAAGAAUGUCCUCAACUGCUUCGCGGCCGGCUUCCACCCGCCCAAGAUCUCCAUCACGCUGAUGAAGGACGGCGUGCCCAUGGAGGGCGCGCAGUACUCCGACAUGUCCUUCAACGACGACUGGAGUUUUCAGCGCCUGGUGUACGCCGACUUCACGCCCAGCAGCGACGCCGUCUACACGUGCAAGGUGGACCACGAGACCCUGAAGGAGCCGCAGGUCUACAAGUGGGAUCCCGAAUUCUGAGCUGUGCCCACCGUGAGCACGGUCUGAAGAAUUCUGCAUUCCAAGUGGAAAUGAGCUUGAGCUUUUGUCCUUUCUUUGCAUCGCACUUCUGGGUAGGAUGGCAAAGAGCAAGCAUCUUCAUCACGAAAUUCCUUCUUUUAGGAUGCUCCUCCUAGGGUUAGCAGCAGUGCUCUGAAAUCUGUGUACCUGGAAAAGCGUGGGGGGAUGGGGGGGGUGGGAAAGUGGGGGGGGGGGGGUGCUGCCUUGCAGCCUUUAGGCAAGUGGCAGAUGUUUGCAGCUACGGAGAUGCUGUUGAAGAUAUCCCGACCUAUUGCUUAGGAUGAAGGAAGAUGCAAAGCAAGCUGGUUGGGAUUGGAAUUGUGAAAAUUUAUAAUGCAAAUUCAUGCCUUUGAAACUUGUGCAUAACUCUGCAAAUUCACAACUCUGAAACCUGUGCAUUCUCAGGAAAGGAAAAUAAUUAAUAGCAAUAAAUCAGUAAAGCCUACUCUGUAACAGCUGUUCUCUAUAAACAAUUGCUGGAGCUUGUGUUAAAGUAUCUUUGACUUGGAGCAGUAUUCUAUCUUGACUUACCUGAGCACAUAGCUCUCAGUAUCUGCACUGCCAAUUAGCUCUGUUGGAGCUCUUCACCGGUGUGAAUUGUACACAAGUUUUACCUAAUAAAACCAGAAAAGAUUAAAUGAUGA